This is a messenger RNA of Camellia sinensis, 1245 nucleotides long. The record is from RefSeq and is a predicted model, not a curated record. Lineage: Eukaryota; Viridiplantae; Streptophyta; Magnoliopsida; Ericales; Theaceae.
AUGCCCGGACUAGAUCCUGACCUAGUCUCCCAUUAUCUUGAUGUGUUCCUAAACUCCAAGCCAAUUAAGCAAGCUGCUCGAAAAUAUCAUCUAGAUCUCGAACAGAAGAUUAAGGAGGAGAUUGAAAAACUUCAACAGGCUGGGGCAUUAUUGGUCCAAGAUGUAGAUGGAGCAAAACGCCCAGUGUAUUACAUCACCCGGAAGAUUCGAGGAGCAGAAGUCCGAUAUACUUCGAUAGAGAGACAUUGCUUAGCUCUGGUAUUCACCGCCCAAAAGCUCAGACAUUACUUCUUAGCACAUCAGAUUCAGAUUGUUACUAAAAGUGAUCCAAUUCGAUACCUCCUCAGCAAGCCUGCUCUAACCGGGAAGGUGGCAAGAUGGUUGUUAGCACUGGGUGAAUUCGAGAUCACAUGUGUAGCCCCCAAGGCGAUCAAAAGCCAAGCCUUAGCUGACCUCCUUGCUCAAUUUCCAAGUGGUGACUAUGAACCAGUGAAUGAAGAAGUAAGAGGAGAGGUGCAUGCAACUAUGGCUUCCGAGGAAAGCUUUUGGACAUUGAGCUUUGACAGAGCAGCAGCGGGAGGUAAAGGAGGAACCGGGAUAGUCCUUACAAGCAAAAGUGGGGAAAAGUUAUAUUUGUCUUAUAAACUGGAUUUCCAUUGUUCGAAUAAUGAAACCGAGUAUGAGGCUCUUAUGUUAGGCUUGAUAACAGCUGAGAAGCACAGUAUCAAGAAGAUUCGGAUUCGGGGGGACUCAAAGUUGAUAGUGAUGCAAAUUUCAGGACAGUUCAUCUUAAAGGAGCCUGCCUUGGCCACAUAUCGAACAACAGUCCAAAGGCUUCUUGAAAAAUUUCAGAAGGUCGAAAUAGAGCAUGUGCCUCGUUCCGACAACAAGUUUUCAGAUGCCCUCGCUACAUUAGGGGCAAGAGUUGAUAUCCCAGAGGAGGAGGACUGGAGAGGAGAAGUCCUCGAACAACUCAGAAGCAAAGUUGGAAAAUUGACUAUGGCCAAGCUUGCCCAAUUCAUAAUUAUUCAAGGUGAACUUUACUUCCGAGGAGGUACCGGAUUCCUAGCCCGGUGUGUUGGCCAACAAGAAGCAAGUUUCCGACUACAACAGAUCCAUGAAAAGUCUUGCGGGGCUAGGGAUAUCAGUCUGUACAGAAAGAUCCAAAGACAUGGCUAUGAUGGUGCAUGUUGGCCACAACCCGAGCAGCUGGUGAAAGCUUUCCAAAUGAUCUUGCAACUCUAG